Suillus plorans is the source of this 1064-nucleotide messenger RNA. RefSeq lists its product as uncharacterized. The record is from RefSeq and is a predicted model, not a curated record. Gene Ontology annotation, molecular function: zinc ion binding. The coding region runs from base 60 to 911 and encodes 283 amino acids. The transcript is spliced from 4 exons. Gene Ontology annotation, cellular component: cytoplasm. Lineage: Eukaryota; Fungi; Basidiomycota; Agaricomycetes; Boletales; Suillaceae.
CUCAGUAGUACUACACUGUGUGACACUGCAUAGUGAUCAUUCGAUAUAAUUGAUAUCCUAUGGAGCCUGAUGCAGUCGGUCUGCGUUGCGACCUAACGUCCUGCAAUGAGGUCGAUUUCCUACCAAUCAAAUGUCACUGUAACAAGGUGUUUUGUAGGUAUCACAUCCCCCUUGAUAAGCACACUUGUGCGUCACUAGAUGCCAGUGGGCCUUCCGAGGAACGCGCUCCCAUCGUGAAACACCGGAGAUGUGCUCUUGGAGAUUGCAAGAAACCGAGCCUUGAAAGUGUUAUCAGUCAAGAGGUCAAUCUCGAAACGAAACCAACUUCAUCUGCGGCAUGCACGAAAUGCCUUCUGUCAUUUUGUAUCGAUCAUCGCCAUCCAGAUUUGCAUUCAUGUACAGGUCUGCAGAAGCAGGAGUCCGAUGAAAAGAAGGAUGCUCAAGAUAUCCUCGCCCGCCAUUUUUCCAACCCACCUUCACAUACUCCCAUGGCUGUCCGACGCACAGUCAAGCCUCCCACAGACCCCAAGAAAUUAGCCCAGAUACAGAAAGUUACACUCAUGAAGAUGCGUCAUAGUGCUUCUGCGGGGGACCCUAGGGACAAAUCAUCCACCGUACCUGUCAAUGAACGCUUGCACAUCAAAGCUCGAUUGGAGGUGACUGGAAGGCCCGUGCAAGAACGCGUACUUUGGUUCAGAAAGUCUGUGGUCACUGCAGGCAGGGCAUUGGACCUGAUUUCGGCGAAUCUUGGAGUUCCUCCCUCGUAUCAAACACCACUGUGCCUCAUAAAGACAUCAGGCUCAGAUCCUUUAAGUUGCUCACCCCUCCAGAAUGAUCUGUUGUUGUCUGAGCAAGUGGAGGACACAUGCACAGUCGUGUUGUCGGCUCUUCCUCAUAGUCGAAGUGAUUGAUCAAUGUCUGUCAUAAUACUUUCACCCCAAUUUGAAGGUCACGCCAGAUUUAUUCAUGGACCACAAGCCUAUUGAAUCGUAAUGGCGUUGGCGGCACCCGACUUACUUAUUCCUGGCAUAUUUUGUGUCCAUCGAUGUAACUUAGUCAGUCAA